UUUCUAUCCGCGCUCCCAUUGGCCGAGCGUCUCUUCAUCAGCCGUCUCCGUCCACUUUAAACCGGACUGCUCAUUGUAAGAAACCGUUAGAUGUGAGAAUUACCUUAACGACACGAUUUGUACCUUUAAAAUGAGUCGCGUUGACCCGUCCCGCGGAAGAAAGUAGUCCCACACGCGGAACCGCCGUCGCCCUCGAUGGCGUUAAACGGCCACCGAGGCGACAUCGAAGUCAACAACGACGAGGACGAAACGCCCACGAAGCCACUGCGCUCUGCGAGGGAGGAGAUGACGCCCGACGACCCUGCGGACGAGCCGGCCGGCGGGACCGCGACAACCGGGGGACCAGGCGCCUCUGCCCGGGGAGCGUCCCUCCAUCGUCCGGGGACGACCAGGAGCGACUCGCUGAGGAGGAGCCGACCACCUUUCCCCUGGUUCGGCAUGGACAUCGGCGGCACUCUGGUGAAGCUGGUCUACUUCGAGCCGAAGGACAUCACGGCGGAGGAGGAGCAGGAGGAGGUGGAGAACCUCAAAAGCAUCCGCCGAUACCUGACAUCCAACACGGCGUACGGGCAGACGGGGAUCCGCGACGUGUACCUGGAGCUCAAGGACCUGUCGCUGUGCGGCCGGACAGGGAACCUGCACUUCAUCCGCUUCCCGACCUACGACCUUCCCGCCUUCCUGCAGAUGGUCCGCAACAAACACUUCUCCAGCCUGCACACCACGCUGUGCGCCACGGGGGGCGGCGCGUACAAGUUCGAGACCGACUUCCGAACGAUGGCAGACCUGCAGCUGCAGAAGCUGGACGAGCUGGACUGCCUGAUCCGGGGGGUCCUCUUCACCGAGUCGGUGGUGGUCAGCGACCCGUCGGAGUGCUACUACUUCGAGAACCCCAGCGACCCCGAGCGCUGCGAGCAGAAGCCCUAUGGGCUUCAGGACCCCUACCCCCUGCUGCUGGUCAACAUCGGGUCGGGGGUCAGCAUCAUGGCCGUGUACUCGGAGACGGACUACAAGAGGGUCACCGGGACCAGCCUCGGUGGGGGGACCUUCCUGGGUCUGUGCUGCCUGCUGACUGGCUGCUCCACCUUCGAGGAGGCCCUGGAGAUGGCGUCAGAGGGGGAGAGCACGCGCGUGGACAAGCUGGUGAAGGACAUCUACGGCGGGGACUACGAGCGCUUCGGCCUCCCCGGCUGGGCCGUGGCCUCCAGCUUUGGCAACAUGCUGACGUCGGAGAAGCGGGAGGGCGUGUCCAAGGCGGACCUGGCCCGCGCCACGCUGGUCACCAUCACCAACAACAUCGGCUCCAUCACCCGCAUGUGUGCCCUCAACGAGAACAUCAACAAGGUGGUGUUUGUGGGGAACUUCCUGCGGGUGAACACCUUGUCCAUGAAGCUGCUGGCCUACGCCAUGGACUACUGGUCCAAAGGACAGCUCAAGGCCCUGUUCCUCAGGCACGAGGGGUACUUUGGAGCUGUGGGGGCGCUGCUGGAGCUCCUGCAUCCGUCCUAGGAGGAGAGGGAGGAAGAGGAGGAGGAAGAGGAGGAGGAGGAGGACCACGAGGAAGCACUUUAAACCUCCUGUACCGCUAGCCACUAGCAC
Gadus macrocephalus (Pacific cod) is the source of this 1596-nucleotide messenger RNA. Its product is annotated as pantothenate kinase 3-like. Gene Ontology annotation, cellular component: cytosol; nucleus. Gene Ontology annotation, biological process: coenzyme A biosynthetic process. The coding region runs from base 196 to 1506 and encodes 436 amino acids. The transcript has 7 exons. Lineage: Eukaryota; Metazoa; Chordata; Actinopteri; Gadiformes; Gadidae. The record is from RefSeq and is a predicted model, not a curated record. Gene Ontology annotation, molecular function: ATP binding; pantothenate kinase activity.